UCAAUGGCUUCAUCAAUCAGUAGCCGCAAACCAAGUGAAAUCUUCAAAGCACAAGCUCAAUUAUACAAUCACAUGUACGGAAUGCUAGAUACCAUGUGUCUUAAAUGGUGUAUUGAAAUGAACAUACCAAACAUAAUCCACAAUCAUGGCCAACCAAUUUCUCUUUCAAAACUAGUUUCAACUCUUCAAGUUCCAUCAACCAAAUUCGGUAACGUUCAACGUCUCAUGCAUUACCUUGCACACAUUGGAUUUUUCGAGAUAAUAAGUAAUCAACAAGAAGAAGCCUAUGCUCUCACAGUUGUAACAGAGCUUCUUGUUCAAGGAACUGACCUGUGUUUAUCACCAAUGGUUGAGGGUUAUUUGAAUCCAACGAUUUCGGGUUCUUACAAUCACUUGAAAAAAUGGAUUUAUGAAGAAGAUCUUACACUCUUUGAUGUAACUUUAGGAUCUGAUUUUUGGAAGUUUCUUAAUCAAAACCCGGAAAAUAAUAGAUCGUUUAACGCGGCAAUGGCGAGUGAUUCAAAAAUGAUAAAUUUGGUUUUGAAAGAUUAUGGUGUUGUGUUUGAUGGGUUGGAAUCAGUUGUGGAUGUUGGUGGUGGAAAUGGAACAAUGGGUAAGAUUAUUUGUGACACAUUUCCUAAGUUGAAAUGUCUUGUGUUUGAUCUUCCACAUGUUGUAGAGAAUUUAUCUGGAGACAACAAUUUGACAUAUGUUGGUGGAGACAUGUUCACAUCUGUUCCUAAAGCAGAUGCAGUUGUGCUUAAGUGGAUUUUACAUGAUUGGACUGAUGAGGAUUGCAUAAAGAUAUUGGAGAAAUGUAAAGAAGCCAUUACAAGUGAUGAGAAAGUAGGAAAAGUGAUUCUAAUGGAAAUUGUGAUGAAUGAAAAGAAAGAUGACCAUCAAAUUACACAAGUAAAGAUGCAAAUGGAUGUAAACAUGGCAUGUGUCAAUGGAAAAGAGAGAAAUGAGGAAGAGUGGAAGAAGCUCUUUGUGGAAGCAGGUUUUAAAGACUACAAAAUAUCUCCUUUGACUGAAUUGUUGUCUAUUAUUGAGAUUUAUCCUUAA
This is a messenger RNA of Lathyrus oleraceus (garden pea), 1065 nucleotides long. RefSeq names its product isoflavone-7-O-methyltransferase 9. The transcript has 2 exons. NCBI's taxonomy places the organism in Eukaryota, Viridiplantae, Streptophyta, Magnoliopsida, Fabales, Fabaceae. Bases 4 to 1065 code for a protein of 353 amino acids. Gene Ontology annotation, molecular function: O-methyltransferase activity; protein dimerization activity. The record is from RefSeq and is a predicted model, not a curated record.